CGCCAUUGCUAGAUCGUCGCCGUUGGUCUGCUUGUCAAUUGUCGAAAAACUUCCUUCUUUGCGCCUGCUUCGCUGUGUCUUCUCCUUUACAAUCUCUGCACUGCAUUGCUCAACUAACUCUUAAAGCAUUUUUCCUUCGAUUUACCUGGAUUUAAUUGACCUACGACAUACCUUAAUCAUUCCUAAGGAGAAUACAAGAGAAUUGGAAACCAUCGACUACGACCACUCAUUCAAGGACAAAGUGUUGAAAAACGAACCAAAUCCAGUACGCAACUACGAAUAAACAAGAAACUAUUCACGUAUCAACUAUGGCCGGAGCGACAGCUGCAUUAGCUGCGGAAGGCAUUUCUCAUACUCUCGAUACUUCAGCCUUCUCGGCGCUAGAAAAGGACAUUGUUCAGGAAGCAUUUGCCCUAACUGUCGACUACAUACCAUAUAGACUACGCAGUAAAUUCGACCAAAGCCAGUUAGCUGGCUUGCCUCGCGGCUAUCUUAUUCCUCACUCGCCUUCAACGUCAGAAAACAAACUGCGCUCUCUCGCCUCGCACAUGGAAGCGGAAUACCCAGAUUUAUUCGAGACGGCGUGUACAAAGCUUGGAAUCACGCCCGCUACUGCUAGAUCGACGUUUUUCAGCGUAGCCAAGGAGAUAUUCCAAACUGGAAUCAACUGGGGUCGAAUUGUUGCUCUGUUCACAUUCGGCGGAGUUGUCGCUCAUCAUUUUAUCGAAAGCGAAAGACCGGAAAUGGUUCCUCAUGUCGUCGAAUGGAUCCCUUCCUUUAUAGCUGAUAAUCUUCUGUCUUGGAUCAUGGAAAACGGAGGAUGGGAUGGCUUUGUCAAAUACUUCUCUGAGUCAUCUCAGACAGUCUGGAAAAGCAUAUUUGCAGUGGGAGGAUUCUGUGCCGCCGGGAUCACCCUACUAGCAUUAAGUAAAUAGAAAUAUGACAGUAGCAUAGAAUAGUCCUAUAUCAGAUGUAAUAUAAAGAUCAGAUCAAUAUAUGCCAAUAGGUUGGAUUAGGUUGUACCUAUAAUGCUCAGCUGGUCUGGCCUAGAAGGUACGGAGGCAUUCUCGGCAUGCAUGGCACUUUGGAGACCAAAUGCCUUACACAAAGUUUAGUCACUGUUCUUUCCAUUUGCCAAUUCAUGUGCAUGCAGAUAGACAAAGUCUGUUGUUUUAUCCGAAUUUGCAUGCAUUUGAAAUAGGACAUGAAAAGAACAGUAUCUAAAUCAAUGCAUGCCGCAAUGCUAUUACUUUAUAUCAGUUUUCCAUCAAGGAAAUUUAGGUUUGCAACAUUUGCAGAUAACUAAUUCUUUCAAGCACGCAGACGUUAACUAUUUUUCUACAACAUUCUUUAAAAAGUGGUUCUUUGUUGGUGCGGGUCUUUACAUGGUGUGGUUCGGGUCUAAUAGUAUGGCUACAAAUGAAAGCAUUGGACCACUCUGUUUCUUACAUACAGAGAGCUUUGCCUUGAUAAAAGCUAUUCUCUCUUAACUGUUUCGUACUUCUUUGCUUGGAUAUUCAGCUGAAAUGCCUCUAAUUCUUCUAUAAACCUUUUUCAAGUUUUGGGCCAUGGUACACAGAUGACAGUGUGGGUUUUAGUGAUAAACACAUGAAGGUGAUUGAAGGAGUGUGCAUUACAAUGAAAGUAUAGUUUUAUAUAAAUGUGAUAUAGUGUGUUUGAUUGAGUGGAGAUAGGUGAUGUGUCUGUAUGCUAAUAUUGUGUUUGGGGUGUUGAGCUGUGUUGAUUGGCCAUUGUGUAUUUGGUAGCGUUGAGUCUUUUUGGUGGUGAUAACUUCACGUAAUCACAGCCUCUGCCAUAACUGCUUCUUUUCUGUACCCUCCUAGCUUAUGCGAGUGCAUAAUCACAUCACUUUUCUAUAGGUAAAAUGUGUUCUAUACUAAUUUUUAUGAUGUAGUGUUACAUCUAGUUGUGGCACUAAGCAAUUUCUUUUAACACUUUUUUGAAAAUUUGUCAUUAUUUUAAGUGUUACUUUGCUUUAUUACUUUUUACUUAUUUAAAAUGUACCCAAUUAACCAGUGUUUAGUGUUUGUGUUCUUAUAUUAGACGAUGUACACUUUCACAGAUAUGCAUACAGUAGACUAGAGAGUGCGUUUAGAAAGUGUGGUGACUGAGUGAGAGUGUGGAAUAUAAACAAAACAUGAUAUGUAUAUUGUAGACAUUUCAUAAUAUUUAUUGAAAUAGCCUCCUACUGUAACCCAACAUAAACAAGAUGAACCUGGUAACCCUUAAUUUGCCCUUGUCAAGGCAUCAAAUGACCUUUUCCCUAGCAGAGGAUGGCUAAGUUCUUUGGGUGAAGUUUACUGUUAUUACCACUAGACUAGUAAAGAUUAGAUAGACUAGACCUGUAGGUGCGUACCCAAGGUUUGCUGAGUAGGGAAAAAAAGGGAUAGUAUUUGACAAUCCCACAAUAAGAAAUGAACAACUUCUUGGCCGGGCGUGUGCUUGCACUCAGGCACCCCCACCUAGGUAUGCGCCUGACUUGUAUUAGCAAUCAUGCAGCCUUUAGAGUAGAACUACUGAAGUUUGUGGUAGGACCACCUGUCACAGACCUUGAUAUUUAACUUGUAAUUCAUGAUGAACAAUGUGCAUGUGGUGACACGCCUUAGGGUGAACAAUGAACUGCAUGUAAGGGAAGAAUUAAAAGCACAAAUAAAGUCUGUGUUGUUUA
Molecule: messenger RNA, 2689 nt
Organism: Nematostella vectensis (starlet sea anemone)
Lineage: Eukaryota; Metazoa; Cnidaria; Anthozoa; Actiniaria; Edwardsiidae
Product: bcl-2-like protein 1
Exons: 3
Coding region: 309-935 (208 amino acids)
Biological process (GO): intrinsic apoptotic signaling pathway in response to DNA damage; regulation of apoptotic process; extrinsic apoptotic signaling pathway in absence of ligand
Cellular component (GO): mitochondrial outer membrane
Molecular function (GO): protein heterodimerization activity; protein homodimerization activity
Source: RefSeq, a predicted model, not a curated record